Tricharina praecox is the source of this 2249-nucleotide messenger RNA. Its product is annotated as kinase-like domain-containing protein. The transcript is spliced from 2 exons. Gene Ontology annotation, molecular function: ATP binding; protein kinase activity. NCBI's taxonomy places the organism in Eukaryota, Fungi, Ascomycota, Pezizomycetes, Pezizales, Pyronemataceae. Bases 97 to 2169 code for a protein of 690 amino acids. The record is from RefSeq and is a predicted model, not a curated record. Gene Ontology annotation, biological process: protein phosphorylation.
CCUCCCAACAAUUUCCCCCUCCACACUCUUUUAACCUCGUCCCUUUCCAUCCAACUAUCCCCUACCCCAACUUUCGCCGCAUCUUCUUCGAGACAAAUGAAUUCUUCUGGAGCAGUGCGCGAUCGCAGCCCGAGUCGACCGAGGCCCAAUUCCCGAAAUGCCGAUGACGCGAAGGAAGUACCGGUACUCGACAAUACCGAUGUAGAUGGUGAGUCACUGGUGCAUGAUUCGGUCUCGAAAGACUCACUGGCCACGGAAUCGAUAAUCAACGAUUCAGUCGAAGUCUCGACUAGAAGUCUUGACCCAAACCUUCAAUCACAGAUCGCCCUAAGUGCGAUCGUCGCCUCUUGGAUUCAAACGAGGUACCAAGGAGAGUCUCCCGAGACAAGGCGUGAGCUAUUCGAGGACUUAUCGAGCCAGUUCGGAACCGUCGGCUUGAACUUCGAAGAUGCUGUAUCUCCACAGUACGAUUCGCAGCGAACUGCCUACAUGAUUGCUGCCGAGAGUUAUGCCCAGGAAAAAUUGGACCAGUUGAGGCUCCAAGGUGUCGCAACAGGGACGGAGAUGGUGGCGUCCGGCACGAGUACGCAGGUUCCAGCCGUAGCGCAUGGAAGUGGUUCCGCUCUUGGUUCUGGACUCGGAGGCCCUAAGUUCCUCAGGAGGAGUGUGUCUCUACCCGAAGGGACCUCGCUACUUCGUCCGGCCAAUGGAACUGCAGCUUUGGUAGCGGAUCCGGCGGCGGCGGGACACCCUCAGGCCUUUAAGCAGUCAAAGCUCACGGAAGAAUACCACGAGCACGAGAUGAUUGGCAGAGGUGGGUUCGGUGAGGUGUACAAGGUCGUACACAAGCUGGAUCAGGCUUGUUACGCUCUCAAAAAGAUCCGCCUGAAGGCGAAUGACUUCUCUGCUCUCGGUGGCGUAGGUCUCGAAGCGAGUAAAAUUCUUAACGAGAUACGCACGCUGGCGAGGCUUGACCAUACGAACAUUGUCCGGUACUUCAAUAGCUGGAUCGAGCACGGCGGUAAUACUGUCGCCCCAAUCCCGCCCGUUCCCGCCCCCGUCCCCACAUCUGCCGCCGCCCCUGGUCUCGCGCCGAUCGCCGAGGAGAGCAUAGACGAGAGCUCGGAUGAUGCAGAAUCGUCAGUCAAUGAGUUCGAUGAAUCGUCAGCCGCCAGUAACGAAGCACGGGGCCGACUCGAAAUCCGAAAUGUCAACAUUACAUUCGAAGACGAUUCUUACAGUGCCAAUGAUGACAGUAAGGUGGACACAUCGCACAUCUUGUUCGAGUGCUCGAAACUUGGCAGCGCUAGCGAGGACUCCAAGGGAAGAAAUAUGGGCACCACGGUCACCGGGGACAAAGCCGCAUCUAUUUUGGACAUGGGCGAGAACGCAACAGAGACCGGAACAUCCAUCUUCGCUGAUGGCGACACUGGUUCCGGCGCCCUUGUGCGCCGCGGCACUCGUAUUGACGGCCCCACCAUCACGUUACACAUCACGAUGUCGCUACACCCGCUCUCGUUGACCCACUACAUCUCACCCCGUGGCUUCAAGAUCCACGACCGCCAUUGCUUCUGCCCUCUGGCAUCGCUCACGAUCUUUCGCGGCAUUGUCUCCGGUGUCGAGUACCUCCAUUCUCAAGGCGUCGUCCAUCGCGAUCUUAAGCCAGGAAACGUCUUUCUCAACAUCGGCGGACCCAUGGACUGCUGCGCGAAUCCAGGCAGUGUCGUAGUCCCCAAAAUCGGCGACUUCGGUCUUGUCGCGGCCAUCGACAACAACCCGAGCCCUCUACUGGUCGCGUCCGGCUCUCCUAUAGGAACGCCAUUCUACUCUGCCCCGGAAGGUGGAAGACACCCGGCGGUGGACGUCUGGGCGCUCGGUGUUAUCCUACUCGAGCUACUAUACAAGUUUGGCACCUUGUCAGAGAGAGCCUUCGUACUGAGCGAUCUCACGAGGAAGGACGACUGCCUGCCGGCGAUCAAGAAGUUACUACUGGGGGACAAGCUGGCGAGCAUCAUUGCGCGAUGCUGUUCGAAAGACCACAUGCUUCGCUACACGGUCAGCGAGCUUAAGCAGGUUGUUAAUGAUUUGAUAACCGAGCUCGAGAAGGAUCACGACCACAGCGACGAGAAUAGGGAGGCGCUUGGAGACUCUCAGCUCCAAGAGGCCUAAUCCGAAGCGGCGAAGAUCAGAUCCGACGGAGUGAUUGUGUGCCUUUUAUACCCCCGUUUCGUUUUACUGUUUGCGAGCAU